CAGGAUACAUACAUCCAUGGGAUACAGCCUCCAGAAGCUAGACAUUGCUAAUGGGCUUUGACGCAGAUUAUUGGACAGUUUACAACUAAUUUAAUGUGUUUGAGAGACCGUUAAAACACAUAUAUAGAGCUAGUCUAUUGUUAUGUUAUUUUAUCCGUUAUUUGAUCAGUUAAACCGUUUUUGUUGCCUCGGACGGAUUUAGAGCCGCCCGUAGUUCGGUUUGUUUUUAGCUUUUGAUGCUUAGUGGCUAAACGGUAAACUAAAUAAACGUUUUUUCCGGGACUAAAACGCCUGGGAGAUUAAUGUGUGUAACGGCAGGCUGUUAGUGGCACAUGGAGCGGGGAGAGAAAGACAGCAGACUGCUGAAGAACCAGCCGUACGACGAGAGCCUGGAGGCGGUGGACUCCGAGGAGAGUGUUUACAGCCCGACUCCCGGGAAACAGUCAGAGUCCCAGCCCAGCAGAAGGGGGCGGGGCUUAAUGUCGGCCAACAGCGACGAGUUUGACGAGGACGAGGCGAGGGGGGUGCAAUCGGGUGUCAGUCCAAACGAGGAGGAGGAAGAAGAGGAAGAAGAAGAGGAGGAGGAGGACUCUAAUGAAGAGGAGUCUGAGGAUGACGAGGAGUCUGGGAAGCCUCCGGAGGGAGCGUACGACCCGGCGGACUACGCCAACCUGCCCGUCACCACGGAGAUCAGAGAGCUGUUCCAGUACAUCACCCGGUACAGUCCUCAGAGCAUAGAGUUGGAACACAGCCUGAAGCCCUUCAUCCCCGACUUCAUCCCCGCAGUGGGAGACAUCGACGCCUUCCUCAAGGUGCCGCGGCCGGAUGGGAAAGAGGACAGUCUGGGUCUGCUGUUUCUGGACGAGCCCAGCGUGAAGCAGUCGGACCCCACGGUGCUGUCGCUGUGGCUCUCAGAGGAGAGCAAACAGCACGGGGCCACCGAGCUGAAGAAGGUGACCAGUGUGUUGAGUCCGCUCUCUAACCCUCGCGCCGUGGACAGCUGGAUGGAGAGCAUCAGCGCGUUGCAUCGAUCCAAACCGCCCGCCAGCGUACACUACGGCCGCAGCAUGCCGGACAUCGACAGCCUGAUGCAGGAGUGGCCCCCCGAGCUGGAGGAGCUGCUGGGCCGCCUGCACCCACCCCCCGCCCGCCUGGCCUGCAGCCUGGACCAGUACAGCGACGCCGUCUGCGCCCUGCUGGACGUCCCGGUGCACCACGGCUGCAGAAUCCAGGCUCUGCACCUCCUGUUCAGCCUCUACCUCGAGUUCAGAGACUCACAGCACUUCACCCGCAGAGCGUAGAGCGGAGGGAGGAGGGAACUGUCCAGAUUAACAGAUUUAAAGUGUGUGUGCUGGUUAAAAGUGCGUCUGGGAGCACAAGUGAGAAAAUAUUCCAGAUUUGUAUUCUGUCCUUUUGUAUUAAAUACUCAAAUAAAAUCAAUAAAGACUUUAAAACA
Messenger RNA from Notothenia coriiceps (black rockcod), 1456 nucleotides. RefSeq names its product intraflagellar transport 46 homolog (Chlamydomonas) (gene ift46). Gene Ontology annotation, biological process: cilium assembly; intraciliary transport. Lineage: Eukaryota; Metazoa; Chordata; Actinopteri; Perciformes; Nototheniidae. The record is from RefSeq and is a predicted model, not a curated record. The transcript has 5 exons. The coding region runs from base 333 to 1301 and encodes 322 amino acids. Gene Ontology annotation, cellular component: intraciliary transport particle B; motile cilium; microtubule organizing center.